UUAGGCUCCUAGAGAGAGAAGCCUAAGACAGGCUGAGAGAUGAAGCAGGCAGGCGGGCAGGCAGCCAGCCAGCCAGCAAAGGGUUGAGAGAUUGAGAGCCUGAGAACUAGAAGCCAAGAGCCAGAGGCUGAGAGACUGGGACCCUGAAAAGCUGACAGCUGAGAGGGAGAGAGCCAGCAGGUUAGCAUAGUGGAGCCCAAGGACCCUGGCCGAGUGCCUUCUUCUGGGAGUUGGCCAGAGACUGUGUGCGUAUCAGCGACUAUGUACAUGGCUAGAGCGAACUGAGAGAAGAGAGUGCAGGCUGCCAGUGGUGGAUCCAAAUCCAGGUGGUCUCCGUGAUCCCGGGAAACACCUGGUGUUGUAUGUUUGCACAGUGAUAAGUGCUUAUGCUGAUUGACUCCUGUGGGGAGGGAGGUUGGCCUGAGAGAGUACAGAAGAUAAAUAGAGACUGAGUCUGCAAAGGGACAGUGAGGAACUGUGUGGUAAGCAAAUUGACCCUCAACCCGCUACAGGCUCUUUGAAAAACGUUAAUCAGAUAAAUUGUUAGGCAACAGUGCCCUGCCCUCUGUUACCAACCAGCCAGUGAGAGUGUGUUUUGAUGCUAUAACCUUUGUUGCUUAGUACUUGAUAAAGCGCAUGUAGGUGGGGUUCUGUGAGAAUUGAUCUUUUUUUGCAUAGAGAACUCCCCAGCUCUUCAGAUUUGACUUGACACUUCCAAUUUAGCACCAGAUCUCCGCUUCAGAUCUGGACAGUACAGCAUGAGCAGGAGCAGUCCAAGCAUUGCCUAUGCUGCCUUCUGCCAGUGUGACUUAAGGGACCACCACCACUAGGCGCUGGAGGGAAGCUCAUUCUCUGUGACCCAUUCCCUCUGCUGAGGCAGUCCAAGUCACUGGUGCUGGAUUUGAGUUCCUGCUGAGAUUGUGUGGAAGGAUGGCUGCUGCAGAGCCCCUUACUGCUUUCUCCCGAUGGUACCUUUAUGCCAUUCAUGGUUAUUUCUGUGAGGUGAUGUUCACAGCUGCCUGGGAGUUUGUGGUCAAUUUUAACUGGAAGUUCCCAGGCGUUACCAGUGUGUGGGCACUCUUCAUCUAUGGCACCUCCAUCCUCAUUGUUGAGAAGAUGUACCUGUAUCUGAAGGACAAAUGUAACAUUAUAGUGCGCUGCCUCAUUUAUACCCUCUGGACUUAUUUCUGGGAAUUCACCACUGGCUUCAUCCUGCGCCAGUUCAAUGCCUGCCCAUGGGACUACUCACAGUUUGAUUUUGACUUCAUGGGCCUCAUCACUCUUGAGUACGCCAUCCCAUGGUUCUGUGCUGCUUUCAUCAUGGAGCAGCUGGUUAUCAGGAACACACUGCGCUUGCGGUUUGAUGAGAAUGCUGAGCCAGGGGCUCCCACUGCCACUGUCACCUUGGCUAAUGGCCAUGUCAAAACUGAUUGAAUGAUGACUGAGCACCACACUUACAAACUAGGAGAACCCACCCCCAUGCCAGAAACUGUCAUCUCUGGCUUCAAAGACUACUAUUUCCUGUAAGAUAGCUACAUAAACUCCUUUAUAAUGAGGUGUGCAUGGGAAUAUACCAGAAUAAAAGCAGAACCAAUAGAUUUUCUAUGGAUUUUACUCUUUUGGCCACAAGGACCAGUGUCAGCUACUUAUUAGGUAGUUUCUGAUUUUAACUUAUUAUGGACAAAACAGUCUUAUUACUUACAUUUUACAUUAUGUGGAGAAAUAAGAAAAAUGCUACAGUCGUAAGUGUACACAAAAAAACCCACUAGUGGAUGGGCAUGGAUGCGCCAGCUAAAUUAGUGAUUGGCUUAUUCCAUUAGGCAAUAUUCAGGUGCUUGCUUGCAACCAAUACCUCCCAUGGGACCUGAGAUGCUGCAGGGCCAAGGAAAAUUCAUCUGCUGUUGAGGACAACUUAGCAGUGGCACUCUACUGGGGAGGUUGACUGUUUCCUUUCUUGUGGUCCCCCUGGCCUUCCCCGGGGGCUCUUUAUUGCACCACAAUACAUUAUGGUGCUGGACAUCUUAUGGAAUUUAUAUAAAAUUUACACUUUUUGAAUGCUCAAUCCUGAUGCUCAGUAAAGAGCUCUUUCUUUUUCUUUCUUUUUUUCCCCUAAUAUAAGGCCCUUUUUGCUAAGUGAAUUCUACCAUAAUCUGUGCAAUCCAAAUCUUGGCAAAGGGGCCAAAAAGAGAGAGAAAAAUAGCUGAAGUCUUCCCAUCUCUUCCUUCCUGUCCCAGAAGAACUCUCAGAAGGGCUGAUCCGGGUUCCAGCUUCCAUUCCAACCAUGCAAACCCAAUGGAGACUGUAGACAUCACCACAGUUUUCUGCCUUCCUUCCCAGGAAUGUCUCUCUUACCAACAACACUGAUGGCUUAAUGUUGACUGCAGCCCUUUGCACUGACUGAGGUCAAGGCCCUCAUGUGACUAUGACAUCAACCAGGAGUCAUAUAGAGUCCUCUGGGAUUGACUACAUUAUCUUCCAUUUUCAGUGUCUCAGUUUUGUCCAGUGUUCUCCAACUGCUGAAAGCAGUAUUUUUUGUUUUCCUGUCCCACACACUAUUUUAACUUAGUAAAGCAAACCCUCUCCAUAAAGCUUAUCUUGGGCGGGGGGGGGUAGGAAGGGGGGGAAAUACUGUAUGACCUGAUUUUGAGGGAUAUGUAGAAAAAUAAUUGUUAUUUUUCACCUGUUUUUCACCUUCCUUCAGAUGUGGGUGCAGUGGCAGGCGGGGCAGCAGAGAGUUAAGGUCUGCAAGUACUGUACAUUCAUUAAAGAGCUAGCUGUGCUAUGGAUGGUUUGAAAUUCAGCCAAUGAGGAAUGACCCCUUAGGCUUUGAGAGAUGGGCAGCAUGAAAUAUGUAUAGCUCUAGCAGCCAGGGAUUAAUUUUUUGCUCUGAGGAUUCUUCUUGCCUGUUGUAAUUAGCAAGAAGGACAGAGUUUCCAAAACAGCAGAUGUUUCUUGCUUAAGAGCUUUAUGGGGAGAGUGUGCUGGAAUUAGACAUGUGGGGUCAGUUUAACUUAGGGUGUUAUUCCACUAAAAUCUAAGGAGUGGCACCAGUGAUGAAUUUGGCUCGUGCUAUGAAGCUGUUUGGGCAGUUGUACAGUCUGUCUUGUCUCUUGUGUUGGGAACACUUGGAUUAUCUUGGACUGCUCUGCCCUGCUUGUGCUCAGCCCAUAAACUUACUCAUUGCCAUGUGGUAUCCCAUUCCAGAGGGAGAAGAAACUCUGUUGCUGGGAGUGGAAUGGUUUGUUGGUUGUGCUCUUUUUUAUGACAGAGAAUCAAUUCAUGCAAUGUUAAUCUUUUCUGUACCACAGAGAGUAUGAUUAUUUUAUUCCUGACUAGGCCCCUCCUCACAUGACAUCCAUUGCCGGCAAUGGACAUGUGAAAGCUCUGGAGUCCAGGUGUCAAUCAGAUUGGCUCUGUGGUAUGCAACGCUACCCGACUUACCCAGAUAGGUAUCGGUGUUCACAUUUUACAGUUCAUUAAAUUAUAAGAAGAAAAAAGAAAAACUGAAAAGAAAUGUGUUUUUCAUGCUCUGAUGAUGAUACUGUGAAAUCAGAGAAAUAACAGAAUUGGUUUAUCCACCAUGUAAAUGAUGGUUUCAAGGAUUUAGAACCACACAAAAAUAGUCAUUGGGGUGAAUGAGAGGGAUGUGUAAUUUGUACACGGGGUAAUUCACUGGGAGCAGAACUGUGGUUCUUUGAGUCAAAUUUGUGGGGGCAUGGUAGAUGAAGUACAAAGGGAAGUGGGACAUGUCCAUCCACUGUGGUAGUUGCAUUCAUGAAACAAUGGUGUCAGGGGAACUAGAAGCAGUGUCUAAAUUCAGAUAACCCUCUUACUGCUCUGUUUGAUUCUGGUGUAGCAUUGCCUUCCACACACUGUCUGCAUUAGCUCAGACCAUUAGCCUUAUAGCAGAUUGCACUGAAAUACUGUGUCUCCAGAGCUGGCAACAAAUAUUUAAAGAAUGUCAGUAUGAGUUGGCAGUAGACAUGGUUAGGACUUUAUAGUGGAGGCAGCUAUCCAGAGCAGCACCAAUGUGUCCUUUGGUUUUACAAAUCCCCACAAAGUGACAUCAUUUUUGCAUACCUGCAUAACAAUCUGCUGUUCAUACUAAGGAAAGUCCAAGAAGCCUUUGAUGUGUGUAUAUAUUAUGCCACUUGGGUCCUGUUGCCCCAGGUGCACCACUGUGGCAUCUGUGGAAGCUUAUUUUACACCAAUGAUGCUGACAAAUACCUUUCAGAUACUGUACCCUCCUGGGAGUCUGAUUUAUACACAGAAGCACACUUUACCUGCAGGUUGUACACCAGGAACUAAGCCUACCAGGCCCAAUGCAUUCUUUAAUCGCCUUAAAAUGUCCACUACAUGACUCAUGCUAUCACUAGGACUUCUUUAAUGCCAUUACACCCCUGGCAACUUUAAUAGGCCAGAAUAUCAAAAGUGCUCAGCUCCUUGCACCUCCUGUUGCUAUUAAUGGCACCUGUUGGAUACUAAACAUUUUUGAAAAUCUGGUUAUGUAUUCACCACACUAUGCAGGUCUCACUCAUGUUUACAAAGAACACUUUCUUGUCGUCAGAGGCUUACCCAUUCUACUUCAUCUCCCUUUUACUACACAUAAAUAGUCCUGAUAACAUCUCACAACAAUGGCAUCCAAAAUGCAUUAUACCAAGGGCCAUGGUGGCAACCGAGUAGGAGCCUGGGAGUGGGGCCUAAUUUGCAGAGACAUUUACAUACAACAGUGAUCAAAAAACGCACAAAAGCCUAAUAUUUGCUUGUACGUGUAUCUUCCUCGAUAGAUUAAAAUUGCCUGUUUGAGUUCACCAGCAAUAAAAACUUGUGACUUA
Messenger RNA from Gavialis gangeticus (Gharial), 4835 nucleotides. It is a transcript of the gene TMEM229B, whose product is annotated as transmembrane protein 229B. NCBI's taxonomy places the organism in Eukaryota, Metazoa, Chordata, Crocodylia, Gavialidae. The coding region runs from base 931 to 1434 and encodes 167 amino acids. The record is from RefSeq and is a predicted model, not a curated record. The transcript is spliced from 3 exons.